AUGUCGAUAUCCGUCUACUUCGGGCACAACGGUCGCCGCCUCUCCCUCGACCCCAGCGUGAUCAGCACCCUUGAUGCUGUGCGCGCCUCGAUWCACUCGCAGACGGGAAUCCCACUGCGCAGUCAGAUCUUUUUGACGACAUCCGGCAGACCCGUUCGGACUCAGACACUGUUGACAGAGAAUGAACUCUUUGUCUAUGACUCAGACUGGCUGGCAGUACCAACAUCGAGUUCGCAAACCAGUGAUAAUGACGGUGACGAGGACUGCGAAGACUUCGACCCUGGCGCGGCACCUGAUACCCUUACCAACCAAAACGACUUCCAGGCAUGGCUCACGCUGUUCAAACUGAGGACGGCAUGGGCUGCGGCCUUGUUGGAAGGAUGUACUGAACGUGCGAAGCUGGCCGAGAAGUACCAAACUGAGCAGGCGGUUAUUGAGCGAAGCUUGGGAGUGGCCGUGAUCAGCAUGCAACAACACAUCAAGAUCGGAGAAAGGAGGUACGUCCAAAGCAGCGUGUGGAAGAAUGAACUGGUACAAGAGCAGGCAACCCAUGCUGAGAGGUGGGAGGAGAACUUGGACAGCCUGCGCCGUAUUCCUGCGCGGGCAGAAUUCACACGCUUCAUUCAGCCGACAACGACCACAACCACACCAGGGUCAAGACGCAACUCCCAACAGCAGCUCGUAUCAUUACAGGGCUUUGUUGAUAUCGCGGCGGUCAGACAGGCUGCAUCUUCUGCACAAUUUCUCGUCGAUGAUGUCUCUGCUAGGAUACACAAGGUCCGCGAGGAGCUCGACGGAUGUACCGAAAGCAGCAACGAGCUUCAACAGGCUGUAGAGCAAAUUGGUAACAACUCUGUGGAUUCAAGCGGUUUAGAUCCCUCGCAGCUUGUCCAUGAGAUCGAACUGGUGGUCACGAAGAUGGCGUCCGACCUGAGCCAUGUUCAAAAUCUUCCAAAGACGGCACAAAACCUAUCGCAAGCUUCCAAAACGGCACAUCUUCACACCCGCACCUUCCUACCCAAUCUUCUCGACUACUGUAGAGAGAUGAACGAAAUAACUCAAAGAUCCCGCGAUCAACGAGCCGCUUCUCUCCAAUUAUCCUGGCAGCACAUGCGCACGCUAUCGGAGGUAGAAAUCCGACUUGCCAAGCUAUAUCAGGACAUCGAACAUCUCGAUCUACCCGAAGACCAACAACAGUCGUUCCAGAUGAUGGGCAUCGUAUCACGACUGCCUAUCGUGUACGGGCAUCUUCUGGUAGAAUCCGUAAGAAGACGCGAGUGGGUGGCCAAGAUGAAGCGAGAUUCUUCUACCCUCCAAGAAGAGGUCGCGACAUACCAGGACGAAGAAGACAGGCGUCGGAAAAAGUGGGCUCGUAAUGUAGAAGACGUCGUGGGAUCUGACGCGCUACAAAGCCGUGUUCUCGGUAUCGAGCUCAGCCUCCGCAAUGAAGGUGGAAGCUGGCCUGUCGUCAGCCGAGAGGAGCUGAACGAUUACCAUGCGACGUUGCUGAAGGUAUACGGAGCAUCACCUGUGACGGAAGAGAUUGGCCAGGCUAUUGCAGAUCUGGACAGACCUACAAGGAAGCAGAUCAAGCACGCAAAGGCUUUCAAAAACGGUAGCAUGCACGAUGCAGCAUUUGGCGACACGUCUCUUCUCCUCCGUGGUGAUGAACAAGCAAAAGGCCUUCGCGAGGUGAAUGCACGCUUAGAGGAGGAGAUAAGAGCGCAGAAGAGUCGUGUGCGUAAGCUUGAGGACUUGCUUCAUCGGCAGAGUCAAAUAAGCAGAGCGAGUGUGGGAGACGUCUUCACCCCCACAAGCGAAGGCACUUUUUCUGGACGAAUCUCGACACCUCCAAUGGGCGCGGGGCAUCAUUUCUCUGAUGACGCCUCCAGGCGCAAUUCAUUGAGCCAUCAGCGGAGGGGCUCUACAGCUCAGCCAGGUCUGGAGGAGAAGAAGCUUGCCAAGCGAAUAGUAGAUCUUGAAGCUGAACUACGGACCCACAAGGAAGAAGCGCACGUCAGAAAGAGCUCCGAUGCAGAACAACAGAAGCAAGUAGAGGAUGCGAUUUCCAUUAAGAAGGAUCUGAUGGAAAACAUGGAGGCGCAGCAGCGAGAAUUUGCUGAUGAGAGGCGAGCACUUGAGAAGGAGUUGCGUGAGAUCAAGUACAAGCUGGAGGAGGCCGAGAAUGAGAUUGAACGCAUCGCGGAUACGCGCGAGAACAUCGACGAUGAGAUUGUGAGGUUGAAAGAAGAUGCGGCUGGCCAUGCCGCAAGAGCUGCAACCGAGCACGAUGCUCGCAACUCACUCGAGUGGAAAUUCAAUCAGGCUGAGACUGCGAGAGCCAGUGCAGAGGAAGAGCUGUCAAAGCUUCGCAUUGAGAUCGCUCAAAGGCAGGAGGGAGAAGCCGAGCAGCUCCAAUCACUCGCCGCAGCUCAUAGGCAUCUCUCUCCAAACGGCGAGUCUCCGAACGGUCUCAUUGGGCUCGCAACAACACUCGAGGAACUCACGCGAAAGUCUGCCGCUCAUGCGAAGGAUCUGGAAGAAGCUGUGGCCUUUGCCAAGUCAGAGAAUGAGUCCUUGUGGUCUAGCAACGAGCGGCAAAAGGCAGAACUUGCGGCCCUUACCGCGAGACAAUCCGAGUCUGAAGAUCAAGUUCGUCAAGCCAAGGAGAAGCUUGCCACCGAGGAGGCCAAAGCCAAGUCUCUGGAAGAACAACUCGCCCAAGAACAGGAGCAGCUCCGUUCGCUGCGUAGCAAGUUUGCCGAAGGUGAGACUGGGUCUGAAGUCUUGCGACAACGUGCGACCGAUCAGGAAGAGCGGGCUGGUAAGCUCAGUUCCGAAUUGGCAGAAGCAAAGUCACACGUCAACAGUCUUGACAUUGAGCUCAUGCGGGUGACGAAGAAGCACGAGCAACAGAUUGCCACCGCUACAACGACUUCUGAGAGAUUGGAGAAGCGUGCUGAGCGUGCAAAGGAGAUAUCGCAGAGGCUGUACUUGCAAAAUUUGCGUCUCAAUCGUUUGCUCGAGCGACUAGGCCUGGUUGUGUCAUAUCAAAACGACACCAUGGUCAUCGAGCGUGCUUCUAGAUUGGCCGCCAGCACCACCAUUCUCGACUCAAGCCGGAUGGGUUCAAUCGUGUCGCCGCCUCAUACAAGGAAGUCUUCAGCUGCUGAGGCAGACUCUCAGGCUCCUGCCGAUCUUCGCCUCCUGCACUGGGCCGAUGCCCAGACUCUCGAAGACGAGGCAAGCUCAUUCGAAGCAUUCCUGAGCUAUGUCUCCCGUUUCGACCUCGAUGCCUUCUCCGAAGCCGUCACGAAGAGGGUCAAGGACUUUGAGUAUACCGCGAAGAAGUACAGCAAGGAGUCAAAGGAGUCCACCAAGCGUGCUGACGCCUACAAAGACCGCGCCAUGAAGCUGAGAAACGAAGCGCAUUCCAAAAUUGCCGUUCGCGACUUCAAAGAAGGCGACCUAGCGCUCUUCCUACCAACUCGUGGAGGACAAAUCAAGGGUGGGGCCUSGGCUGCGUUCAACAUCAACUGUCCUCAUUACUUCCUUGCGGAACGCGAUGGAAUGCGCUUGGGAACGCGAGACUUCAUCGUCGCGAGGAUCUCCAAGGUAGAGCAAAAGGUUGUCGAUCUCAGCGCGCAACGCAGGGCAUCACUCCAUGGCAGCACAGAGGCCAUGAACAGUUCCAUAACUGCCGAAGAUGACAACCCCUUCGAUCUCUCAGACGGCUUGACCUGGUGGAUGGUCCAUGCAGUGGAAGAACGAACCGCAGGCGCUGCACCUACGACCCCAGGUCUUGGAAAGAGCACAGUCAGCACGGCGAAUGUCGACGCCAAAGGGAGUAUCCGGAUCAAGAGAUCUAACAAGAGCGAUGAUGCCUCCAAGCAUCUUAACAAGAGCUUGGACAGUCGUCGGUCCAGUUCUACCAGUAAGAGAGGAGGGAAGAGUCCUGUUGUUGAGCCUGUUGGUGGUAGGGGACGCAGUGGAAGUCAAGCUAGUGGUGGUGGACAGAUUGCUCCACUGAGACCACUCCCUGCUCCGGUGUCUGGCUUGGGGAUUGGAGAGGGCUCAAUGGGUCCGCCUCCUGUUCCGAGUCCGCAGCCAUCGCAGCCAUCGCAGCAACCGCAUGAACAGACGAUCAGCGAACAACCUCGCCCGCGAUCCAGAUCACCCUCCAAAUCUGUCCGCUCACUUCAGCGACAUUUGGACCCCGCAGCGGGUACUUCAAGUUCAACAAGACCACAAAGUCCGAUGAAGACUUCACCUGCGAAAGCCAAAACGGGCAAUGGAUGGGAGAGUCUGUGGUCGGCUGAGUUUUCAGUUACGAGUCCAAGCAAGGGGGAUAAGAAGAGUGAGGGUUAA
Messenger RNA from Ramularia collo-cygni, 4368 nucleotides. RefSeq lists its product as uncharacterized. Gene Ontology annotation, biological process: autophagosome assembly; piecemeal microautophagy of the nucleus; positive regulation of protein phosphorylation. Lineage: Eukaryota; Fungi; Ascomycota; Dothideomycetes; Mycosphaerellales; Mycosphaerellaceae. Gene Ontology annotation, molecular function: molecular adaptor activity; protein kinase binding. The transcript has 2 exons. The record is from RefSeq and is a predicted model, not a curated record. Gene Ontology annotation, cellular component: phagophore assembly site membrane; extrinsic component of membrane; Atg1/ULK1 kinase complex. Bases 1 to 4368 code for a protein of 1455 amino acids.